Vitrella brassicaformis is the source of this 1649-nucleotide messenger RNA. The record is from the annotation of a GenBank genome assembly. Lineage: Eukaryota; Vitrellaceae.
GGAGCGUGGUUCCGAGCGCCUCGUCCAUGGGGCUUCAGGUGCUCAGCAAGGUCCCGAAGCCAGCAGGGUGGCGCCGGCGGCUGAUCACCCUGUACGUCAAAUUCGGCGGUUGCAUCUUUGUUUGCCACGAGGCUUUCUUCAUUCAUCCUGUGUGUGUGCGUCUGUGUGUGCCCGCACAUCUACUACACUCACAAGGCUGUCUUCGAUGCGCUGCCAGAGCAUCAGACUGCCGAGAAGGGCUACGCAGGCGCCCUUGCCGGUUACAUCUACGAGAACGGCCAGCUUCCCAAGCUCAUCCGCAUCGCCGGCAAGUACCACUACCAGCACUGGCACGUGUGUCUGUGCCCUAUUGUCUGUGCGUGAUCAGUUCUGGUGCGAAGAGGGCCUUGCAUCGCCGCAAUGGUCCCACCCCAUCUAUGCGCGACCAAGUGAUCAGUCUUCUGAGCGAGCGGCUGAGAUGCAAGAGGAGAGGCUGACUUCAGUAUGGCUCGGCUGCGUGUAAGUGGGACUGCAGCUGCUCCCACGGGCGUGCAUUCAUCCUCUAUGUGUCCUUUGUGUGUGCGUACAGGCUGAGGGGAAUUGCCACGGCGGCCACACGCUCCCCUCCUAUCAGCAGACUCGCACCCAUCCUCCCCGCACCGGCCGAUUUGACCCCAUCAACAGCAUCGUCGUCACGGUCAUCCACUGCUCACCCCAAGAUGUGUGCUCUUCCGUCCUCAGAUGGCUGGGAUGGGUGAGGGAGGGAGGGAGACGGGCAUCGGGGGAGGGGAAGCCAGCAGGAGCGCCGACCAGCGGCCGGACACAUCCACAUCUUCAUCGAAUCCCCCCAUCCAGCCCCCACACCCCGCAGUCAGCAUCAACGGUCGGGUGCUCGCCUCGGACGGGGCAACAGAGGCGAGUUGUUAUCAACAGCGGGGCCGACCAUGGGCUGGAUAACACGUCAACGGGCAUGCGGGCGUCUCACCCUCAAACUCUCGGCAAGCGCGACAUACAGGCACGAUAUACGUCCAGUCCGUCGGGGCCAGACGUGUCGAGGAGGCGUGGAAGGGGGGGCGCAGCCAGCAGACCUCUGUCAGAUCGUGUGGCAGCUGACUAUGCAUCCGCCGUACGUGCCGCCCUCCAGCAGACGUACAAUCCGUAUGCCGAUGCCAAGGGCGGGGUGGCGUCUACGAUUGGUGAUGUGCUCGGACGGGGGAGAUAGACUGUUCGGCAUGUGCCCUCCGUCUGAUUCGGCAGCUGGCGUCCGAGUACUUCAUGAUAAGGCUGCGAGUACCAUGGGAGGGCAACGAGGGGAUGUCGCAAAAUGGAUUGCAAGACUUCUUUGGAGGCAAGAAAUGAGUCAGUGAGUGAGCGAGUCAGUUGUUGUUGAGCGAGCCAUUCUGCCGUCCAUUGAGUGAGCAACAGGUUGUCGAGCCUGAUUGUGAAUAGCAUUCAUGUCCAUGUUCUUGAUGUGUGAGGGGGAGAGCGGCCGUACUUGUACACAUAUGGCUGUUCAGACCCUCUUGGCCGUCCGCCCGUCCGUCACAGCAGUGCCUUCGUGCCUCGAUGUGCCUCGAUCUGUGUGAGUGUGUGUGUGUGUGUGUGUGGUAUGACCGUGUCGUUGUCUGUGUGUCCCGACAAGCAAAUGUUGGCUUCAUGGUCAACAAGUC